This is a messenger RNA of Triticum turgidum subsp. durum (durum wheat), 291 nucleotides long. NCBI's taxonomy places the organism in Eukaryota, Viridiplantae, Streptophyta, Magnoliopsida, Poales, Poaceae. The record is from the annotation of a GenBank genome assembly.
AUGCAUCGGUCGUCGAGCUACUACCUGUCAUCCUCUUCGUCGUCGUCGUCUUCUGCGGUGGCGGCGUCGUCGGUGCCUGGUGGGCCGAGCGGGAAUGCGGGGAUGGACGUGAACCAGCUGCCGGUGUACGACCCGCACUCGGACACGGCCAAGAAAGAGGCCCUCGACGCCUCCCGUGCCAACCUCGCCCACGCCCUUGUCCACCUCGUCCCCGUCGUCGUCCUCCUCUGCGGGCUCCUCCUCUGGUCGCUCUCCACCACCCCCGUCCCCCCUCCGCCGAGGUGGGCGUGA